AUGGAUUUGACACGCGGCUUCUCGAAAAAAAUGGUGGCUCAGGGCCUUUAUCGCGCUCUUUCUUUUCUUCGUUUGGCAGUUGUUGUACGCUAUUUCUCGAGUUCAAUCGUUAGAUGAGGAAAAAGUCACGCUUCAGGCUGAGGUUUUUUGAAAAGUGUGUUAAAUUAUGUAUGAAAGAGUUUUAGAUUGAAUUUCUGAAGCGGAAAAGCGAUGAAUUACGAAUGGAUAUAAUGGACAAGGAACGAAAUAAAAUAAGGUUGCAGAAAAGAGCCGAUCAGUUGGAAUUAUUGUUGGUUUUAUUCUACAAUUCUUGUUUUUUCUACUGUGCAUGAAAAAGAAAAGGUUCGAAGGUUAAAAAUUAUUAUUUCUGCUAAAAUGUUAUUACUCGCUUGCUAACUAAAGUUCAAAAGGGGCUUUUUUUCUAUUUUCAAUUUUAUUCUUUUCAUCCUUUUAUUUGAAAUGAAAAGAAGUUGAAAGAACACGGUUAUUCCAAAAAUCACAAAAAAGAUGAAAGCUAAUUUGAUUUUGGUCUGCAAAAAUAUUGCAGGUGAAACUGGGCGGCAAAAAAAUUUUUGGUUUUCUGAGAACAAAAGGACUUUUUUUAAAGUUUAUAUUCUGUAAACAGAAGGUUUUUUUAUAUUUCCGAAUUUUUUUGAAUAUAAAAAAACAGUAGAAUUUUUGCAGUUUUCAUCUAUUUCUCACAAUUUUUGAGCCAAAAGCAAGUUUUUUUUCGUUUUUUAAGUUUUCGAAGAAAAGUUUAGAGGCGUUUAAUAUUUUUAAAAAAAUACGUCCUGGGAUGUUCAAAAAAACUAGAAAAGGGCUUUUUUUGAUAAAAAGGAGAUUUUUUUCUGUUCUUUUUGAGUUCUAUAGAGAGAUAUUUGAAGAUUAUAUUUCUAUUUUUCAAAAAUUUAACUGCGCAGGUUUUUUUUUCGAACUUUGAGGGGAACUGGGGAAUUUUUUUAUACAAAAAAAGGUUUGUAAUUUCCGAGAAAUCAUAGUUAAAAUUUUCGUAUUCAUGAAGUUAUAAUUCUUUCAACAAAAGUUUUUCUUUUCGAGAUUCGAAACAGAAAAGGAAUUUUUAGGAUCCGCGACCGAGUUUCUCUGAUGCCAAGAGGCCGAGCCACCGACCCGGUCAUUUAUUUCAUCACGCCGACGGCUUUUCGGCCGGCUCAACGGGCCGACCUCACCCGGCUUUCCUACACCUUGGCCCAUGUCCCGAAUCUCCAUUGGAUUGUGGUCGAAGACACUCUUGAGCCCUCAAAAUGUGUGUCCGACGUCAUUAACAGGUUUCCGGAAACUUUUUCGGAAUUUUUUCACUCUCACUUUUUUUUUGCUUUUUCCUGCAUUUUCAUUGAAAAAGCUUUCAAAUUUGAUCUUCCAAAAAAAAAAAAUCUUUCUUUUGCUCAUUCGCUUUGAGACCUGUAAGUUCAAUUUGGACUAAUUGGCGUGGAAUUUUGCUAAAAAUUCAAAUUUUCCAAAAAAAAAACCCAUUGAUUUCAGAAGCCGAGUUAAAGCCACCCACCUUUUCGCAAAAACAAGAACUGACAUGAAAAUGAAGUACGCGGAUCCGAAUUGGCGGCUUCCCAGAGGAGUUGAUCAGAGAAAUGCCGCCUUGGCCUGGAUCCGGUUCGUUUUGAAACAGUGAAGUGAUCUUCCAUCAUGAAUUUCGCAAUUUUGAAAUUUUUUUGAUGACCGCUGUGUUGGGAUGCGGAAAAUGCAGAAAAUUUCAAUAAAAAAAAUAUAAUUUUUAAUUAUUUAAUUUUUUUUUUGUUCUGUAGAUUCCGUAGAGAGAGUGAGAACAAAGAUUGAGUUUUUUUAAUUAAUUUAAAAAAAUAGUUAACUUCUUUCAAUCCUAUAGUGUUUUUUUAAAUUGCAUUUCCUAUAUUUUUUUAUAAAAAAAUAAUUUUUCAACAGAACUUGAAAAAAAUACUUUUUUUCUUCCAGGACCCAACUUUCGGACGCCACAACAGGCGCAGUUUAUUUUGGCGAUGAUGACAAUACCUACGAUCUUCGACUUUUCGAUGAGAUUCGCAAAGGUUUCGUCAUCAUUUUUUGAAAUUCUUAGCUUUUUGUUAAUUUUCAGUGAAAAAAGCGGGAGUUUGGCCGGUUGGAAUCGUUGGUGGGCUGUUCGUUGAAACGCCGAAGAUUGGCGCGAAUGGUGAGAAUUUUUUUUUGAAAAUAGGGAAAGAACUCUUCUUCGUGUUAAAAAUUUUUAGAACAAGCUUCACCUUCCAUUUCUGUCUAUCUGUAGUUUUCUUUUUUUUUAUUGGAGCGAAUUUUCGAAAUCGUAGAAGGUGAACAUAAUUGUGUGUUACAAAGUGUUCCGCGGAAGUCACGCACAACUUUUAUACGACGAUUACUUGUGAUAGUAUCAUUGAGACUCCUUUUCAAUUUUCCCUCUAGGAACCACUAGCAUGCUUCCCGAGAGCGGUCGCUAACGAACCCCUAUAGUGAUUGUUAGCAUGACCCUUCUAAGGGCCACUAGCUGAUUUCCUAUGAGGUCUACAAGCUUUAGGGGUUGCAAAAAAUGGUCCCUAGAGGAGACCCUCCAAAGGUCCCAAAAGGUUGCCUCUAUAGGGACCACUAAUGAAUUCCUACUAAGGAGAGUGAAAAAGAUGAAUAAAUUCUGGAAAUUCAGAGAUGACUUUGCAUUUCGCGAAAAUAAUUUAAACGCGGCAUAAACGUACUAUUUUCCUGGGAAUUCAAAUUUCAUUCUCAAAAAAGUUUGUAUAUUUCGAUUUUUAGUACAAUUUUUCUCAGCUUGAAGCGGUCUCGAUGCAUUUUUUGCGCAUAUUGAUAUUAUAGUCAAUAAUUUUUGUCUUUGAAAUUGAAUAGUUUCCGUCAGAAACCUAACAAAAAAGUUCUAUGGCUAUUUUUCAUUAGAUGCAGACAAUUUCCAUUAAAAAGUCCUACGAAAUCGGUUUUUUUUUUUGAAUUUGCGCCAAACGCAUCGCGACUACUUUGCACACAUUCUGAUGCUGCUCCAAGGUUUCAUUUCUUGCUCCCGUGAAUGCGAACCGUCCGUGGGACUAAAAUGGGUGAAAGUAGGGCUCUGAACGUCCGCAGUGUUAGAUCACACAGCAGAGGCCGCACAUCGGUGUUUAAAACCGUGAAAAUACAUCAUAUCAAUUAAUAUGUUAGCUCUUUUCAUCCUCAUCUUUGUUCCACAGGCUCCAUCGAAUCGUUCAAUGCCGUCUGGAAGCCGGAAAGAUCUUUCCCCAUCGACAUGGCGGCUUUCGCCCUCAACCUGACGUUGGUCCUCCAGAACCCCAACGCCGGCUUUUCCUACGAUGUUCCCCGUGGCUACCAAGAGUCGACCUUCCUCGAAGGCCUCGGAAUUUCCCGGAAAAAUAUGGAACCGUUGGCUGCGUCCUGCUCCCAAGUGUUCGUCUGGCACACCAGAACUGAAAAACCGACUCUGACCAAGGAGAAGAAAAAGAUGUUGGAACGGUACCCGAAGAAUAUCGAAGAGUUCUUGCCUCUUGAAGCUAAUGCGCUUGGAAUCGAUCUUGUAGAUCCGUAG
Caenorhabditis auriculariae is the source of this 3523-nucleotide messenger RNA. Lineage: Eukaryota; Metazoa; Nematoda; Chromadorea; Rhabditida; Rhabditidae. The record is from the annotation of a GenBank genome assembly.